This is a messenger RNA of Hypomesus transpacificus, 1711 nucleotides long. RefSeq names its product plexin domain-containing protein 1-like. Bases 265 to 1704 code for a protein of 479 amino acids. The record is from RefSeq and is a predicted model, not a curated record. The transcript has 14 exons. Lineage: Eukaryota; Metazoa; Chordata; Actinopteri; Osmeriformes; Osmeridae.
AAGAAAUAAAUUAAUAUAAAACGCGAGAGAGCGAUAGAUCACUUUCACCUCCACAGCCUCAAAAUAAAACCUCUUCAGUUGAUCCUGAAGUCUUUGUAAUUGCCAUGGCAACGACAGAACAGCAUAAAGGAAGGCAGGAAGGGUGUAGAGUGGGAGUGUGUUAGGAGAGAGAUAGUUUAAAGGAGAGGCCAGAAGAAAAAGGGACCCAUUUCUGACAGAAGCGACCCUGAAGAAGGAAGAGACGUGCUGUUUUUGCUGCUGGUCAUGUUUACCUGUGUGGUGCUACUCAUCCAACUCUCUCUGCUAGACUUGGGGAGAGUUAAGGCUCAGCAACAAACAGGUCUACAGUAUGAGGAACUGUCAGAAGUACGUAUCAGAGGUCAGAGGUCAUCUUCAGGUCAUGCCAGACUGGGCAGAGACACACUGGAGGAGGGACUGACUAUUGAAACCCUGCCAGACAACAUGACACAUUUAGUGGACUCUGGAAGAUACUACUCCUGGCAUAGUUUUAGCCAAGAAGACAAUCGCACAGGUGAACUCUGGGUAGACAUGACCGACCUCCAGCAAGGACAUGUUAGAAUGCACGGCAUUUUGUCAAAUACCCACAGACAGGCAGCGAAGGUUGCAUUGUCAUUUGACUUUCCAUUCUACGGACAUUACCUGAGACAAGUCACCAUAGCAACUGGAGGGUUUAUAUUCAUGGGAGACGUCACACAUCGAAUGCUUACAGCAACCCAGUACAUUGCUCCACUUAUGGCGAACUUUGACCCCAGCUACUCUAAGGAGUCCACUGUGCAGUACCUUGACAAUGGUGAGGUGUUUGUCGUUCAGUGGGAGAGAGUCCGACUGCAAGGGAGGGAGGCAGAAGGAGCAUUCACGUUCCAGGCUGCCCUACAUCGCACAGGGACCAUCACAUUCAGCUACCAGGAUAUACCUAUGUCAGUGGAGGUUCUAAGUUCUCCAGAGCACCCGGUGAAGGCUGGCUUGUCAGAUGCCUUCAUGGUUCUCGAACCUUCUCCACUACCCGCAGUUGCGCAACGGCGUACCGUUUAUGAGUAUCAUCGGGUGGAGGUAGAUACAACCAAGAUCACCAACCACUCUGCCUUUGAGUUCACACCACUUCCGACUUGCCUAAAUCAUGACAGUUGUGAGCUGUGCCUCUCAUCCAACCUAACCUCCGGCUGUACCUGGUGUAACGUCCUCCAGAGGUGCUCAGACGGAAUGGACAGACACAGACAGGAGUGGCUGGAUUAUGCCUGCUCACAGGAGUCUACAGAUGUCUCCUGUGAGGAUUAUUCACGGGGAGGACCCGAUAGCUCCAUUGAUUUCCCAGGACCUACCAACCCUGAAGCCACAACUCACUCGUGUCCUCUACCAGACGGCCCUGUGAAUGCUGAUGACACCAAACAAGUUGUCAAGUACAACGGUAAAGAUCUGAAGACAGGCCACCCGAGGCAGCAUGAGGGAUCAGCUCACACAGGCGUUAUAGCUGGUGCGGUGGCUGCAGCAGUGCUCUUACUGGCCCUGGUGCUCCUGGCUCUGUACGUCAACUCUCAUUCCCCUGCAGCCUCCCCCGUCUACCUCAUCCAGCGACGCAACUGGCCGUCUAUGACAUUCAGAAAAAAGGUAUUUCAGUCUAGUUACACUCAAGUUGAAUUUGAGAGUCAUGAGAAAGAUGCCAUUGCUGACGCUGCACAAUGCUGAAAGGAAA